AUGGUUUCAGCAUUAACUGUCCCUGGUGGAUUAAUGAAUAAUACAGCACUAUCAACAGCUAUUCAUUCCACACGUCAAUCAGAAGCAUUAUUCAAUUUAUCACAAUUACUUUUCGGCUUAGCUCGAGCAGAACAAUCAAAUUAUACAUUUCGUAAUUUACAAUUAGGUCCACCUUCAAGACAAUUUCGUGAAGCAAGAUUCAAAAAGUUUCUUAGUGUUAAUCAACAAUUUGAUCGAUUAGCACUUGAUCCUUUUAAUGUUCGUGAUCUGGAUAUGACUGAUAUUAUGAUCAUUGAUUCGCUCUAUGAUAAAACUCCUUCAAUAGAUACUGAAACUCUUUCAAAAAUUUGUCCGAAACUCUUACCUCGCAUUCAUCGUCAAGUACAUAAACUGACUGUUGAACAAUGUUCAAUGAAAGAUAUUCUUCUUGCUGCCAAUUAUUCUGAACUUUAUUCUUUAUCACUAAUUAAUUUUCAAGUAAAAAUACUUUAUCAAUAUUUAAGAGGUAUACUAUUUCAUUUUAUUCGCUUUAAUUAA
Rotaria sp. Silwood1 is the source of this 537-nucleotide messenger RNA. NCBI's taxonomy places the organism in Eukaryota, Metazoa, Rotifera, Eurotatoria, Philodinida, Philodinidae. The record is from the annotation of a GenBank genome assembly.